This is a messenger RNA of Chelmon rostratus (copperband butterflyfish), 802 nucleotides long. RefSeq names its product signal peptidase complex subunit 3 (gene spcs3). Gene Ontology annotation, biological process: protein targeting to ER. The record is from RefSeq and is a predicted model, not a curated record. Gene Ontology annotation, cellular component: membrane; signal peptidase complex. Bases 113 to 655 code for a protein of 180 amino acids. NCBI's taxonomy places the organism in Eukaryota, Metazoa, Chordata, Actinopteri, Chaetodontiformes, Chaetodontidae. The transcript has 5 exons.
UACUUCCUUUUUCUUCUCUAGUUGCUAGCUACCACUUACUACCUGUGUAGUACAUUUGGUCUUGGACGACUGUUACUGUGAUCAUUCCUGUGGUCGUAGCUCUUAUUCAAAGAUGAACACGGUUCUGUCGAGAGCUAACUCUUUGUUCGCCUUCUCUCUGAGCGUCAUGGCGGCCUUAACUUUCGGCUGUUUCAUCACAACAGCAUUCAAAGACAGAAGAGUUCCCGUGGACAUCCACGUCGCUAAAGUCAUGCUGAAGAAUGUUGAUGACUUCACAGGACCUAGAGAGCGCAGUGAUCUGGGUUUCAUCACCUUUGACCUCUCAGCUGAUUUGCAGCCAAUUUUUGACUGGAACGUGAAACAGCUGUUUCUCUAUCUGUCUGCUGAGUAUGCCACAAAGAGCAAUUCUCUAAACCAGGUGGUCCUGUGGGAUAAAAUUGUCCUUCGAGGUGAAAACACCAAACUGAACCUCAGAGACAUGAAGUCCAAAUACUUCUUCUUUGAUGAUGGAAACGGACUCAGGGCUAAUAAGAACAUAACUCUGACAUUGUCAUGGAACGUUGUUCCCAACGCUGGAAUCCUGCCUCUAGUGGCUGGAAGUGGACACAUCAGCCUCCCUUUCCCAGAUAUGUACGAGACCACCAAGAGCUACUAGACAGACGGAAACACACAUCCAGUCGGUUUCAGCACAUGCAUGAAACAAGAAGAGCACAGCUGCAAACAGAUGACUCACACACUUCACACUUGUGUUCUUCCUAGAUUAAAAAUAAUUUUUGGUUUGUAAUAAAAGUUGAGAUUGGAA